CUGACUGACGGAGGAAACGUCGAUCCAACAACUUCAGCGUUAGCCAAUAGUUCAGCUUGAUCCUUUGUAAUUAGUUCGGCUACUUUAUUUGUAUUCUGGAGAUAGCGGUUGUGAUAGUAGUUUGUCUUGAUGACAUUUAGCUAGCUAGAUGCAGAAAGUAAGUUAAACGAACAAACGCCACAAAGUCUAGCUAGCUCGAAUAAGUCAAGCUUUCCUCAGCUCUACCAAGUUGGCUUGGUGGCUCCCUAUAACACUUUGUACGCCGCAGUUAGUUGGUUGUAAUAUUUUAGGUGAAGUUGUUGCGGAAAUACAGUAAGCAAGAGGUUUCGGUUUCUUUUAAAGCAAGGUGUUUCAGGUGAACUUGCUGCUAGGCUAGCUAGCUAGAUCUGAGCUCCGUACCAGCGUCUCCGAGUUACUGGGCGAGGGAUGUCUAGCAACGGAGGUCGCGAGGGAAUGGCCCGCGAGACGAGCCUCGGUCCCGGCGCCCAGCCUCGCGAGUCGAACCCCGGUCUCCAGCCGCUCCGCGCGACCGUUCCGUUCCAGCUUCACAGGAAAACACGUGCAGACCUCAGAAAUGUCAGUCCAGCAGCUGAGAAGGCCCAAGUCCUGCCACAAGUGAAGAUUCGAAGGGCGCUUUCUUCAGAUGCUAUCGUUGGACCCUACCUGCAGGGCCAGUGGCCCAGAGACGGCGACGAAUCUGGACGGAGUGGACAAAAAGAUCAAUUCACACAGACUUGGUGGCCGGAUGAAGCUCAAAGAAGGAUCUCCUGGAGCCACAGACGCUCAGCAUCAUGGGGACAUGCUGAACAUUUACAAGAUAUUGCCAAACUAAAGCAACAGUUGCAACAGAAGCCCAAGCCGGGAGUGCAUGUGGGCAUUCUCGAGAAACCACACUACCCUCUACGAGCAUGUGUACAGUCUCAAUCAGUGCCUAUGUCUCCAUCACCUUUGAGCCGGCUGCCCUCUGUCCAGGGACACGGUGAGGAGGGACUGGACCAAGAGCUGGAAAGGGCCUUUAUACGCCACUCGCCCAUCUUGCACAGCAGGCUGCUGGAGGUGCCUGAUGGCCACCGAGCUCCUGUUCCCACUCUGAGCUCCAGAGGCAGCGUCCAGAGCGAGGCCCUCUCCUUCACGCACCCAUCCUCAUCCUUGUCUCCAUGCGCCUCUCCACAGUGCCUGCAUGACCUGGACACUGAUCAGCCGGGCGCUGGUGCAUCUUCUUGUCCCUCACCCCUGCCGUCACCCAUGGCAUCUUCUCCGCGUCCAAACAAGAGCUACUGCUUCCAGAGGGAGCCACCGGAGGGCUGUGAGAGAGUGCCUGUGUGUGAGGAGAACACUGCUCUGUGCAAAGAUCAGGCGUAUCUCACUUACUGCCCUGAUCCAAAUAAGGUAAACUUCACCCCUCAUGGAGGUUCUGCCUUCUGUCCUGUCAAUCUGCUGAAGCCCCUCCUGCCUUCGGUGGACUUCCUCUUCCGGAGCCUGUCAGUGUCUCCAGUGUCCUGUUGGGCGGGACAGGCUGGAGCACGCCAGACCCCACCAGUCUUGGAGUAUUAAUGACCACCGGGUACUUAGGAUGUCUGAAACCAGCAGCCAGUACGAUGAGACCCACUGUCUUUUUCCACACUCUUAGAAUUCUCCACCCUGUGAAAUGCUGCACUAGCCUUCUGGCAUUUUUUUUAACCCUUGGUCGUCUUUUCUCCUGUGUAUAAAAGCUGUGUAGGCUAAAGCAGUGCAUUUCUAAAUGCUCCUGCUCUUGCUCUUUACAAUGACGACAAAUAUUCUCUUGAGAUGUAGUGUGUUCGUGCAUGUGUGUGUGUGUGAUAUUAUUAUUAUUAUUAUUAUUAUUAUUAUUAUUAUUAUUAUUUUUAUUUUAAAGCAUCACUGACCAGAUGUCUGUAAACCUCUGAUUAUCAAAUCCUAAACUAUCAAACCCUAAGCAGACUGCAGUAAAAACAAUGAAGCGGAGAUUAAAACUCAGAGAGGGUGUGCAGUCUUUCACCCAGCCACAGUGCAUUCAGAGGGGGUGUGCAGUCUUUCACCCAGCCCCAGUGCAUUCAGAGGGGGUGUGCAGUCUUUCACCCUGCCCCAGUGUUUGACACCUGCUCAUUGUGCACCAGGCACAUUUUGCUUUACAUUUUUAUGAUUUGAAAAGACAAGGUCACAGAUGAUGGUAAUUAAAGAUUGAUUAGAAUUGGUUGGCUUUCCCAUAAUGGUAAGAGUCAACCCCUUAGAAACAGUGAAUGUCUGCUUCAGUUCUUAGAUCAGGGCUGCAUAGAACAGCCUCUACUGUAACUUCAGCAUGGCUGAAAUGGUCUACAACUCAACAUACAAGGUAAAAGUCACAUAACUUAAUGAAUUAUCACUGGGUAAGGCACUAUUUAUAGUGUUUAAUUAUAAGUGCACGAGAGAGUGUUAUAUAUUUAGAGAAGAGUUUUCUUUCUUUAUUUUUAUUAAAAUAUAUAUAUAUAUGUAUGUAUGUACAUAUGUAUG
Messenger RNA from Electrophorus electricus (electric eel), 2490 nucleotides. It is a transcript of the gene fam117ab, whose product is annotated as family with sequence similarity 117 member Ab. Lineage: Eukaryota; Metazoa; Chordata; Actinopteri; Gymnotiformes; Gymnotidae. The record is from RefSeq and is a predicted model, not a curated record.